AAAAAAAAAAAGAAAAAAAAAAGUUGUUGACAUCGGAGAUUAGAGAUGGCGACGGAAUCAUCGGAAUCGGAGGAAGAAGGGAAGAUCAGAGGAGGAAACGAUAAGCUAACGGUAGACGAAGAUCUGAGAGAGAUGGGGAAGAACGCAGCUUGGAGCGUUAGCUCUUGCAAGCCAGGCAAUGGCGUCAACACUCUCCGCGACGACAAUCUCGAGACUUAUUGGCAAUCAGAUGGUUUGCAACCUCAUUUGAUUAACAUUCAGUUCCAGAAGAAAGUGAGAUUACAGUUAGUGGCUUUGUACGUAGACUUUAAGCUUGACGAGAGUUAUACACCUAGUAAGAUCUCUGUUCGUGCUGGUGAUGGUUUUCAUAACUUAAAGGAGGUCAAAAGUGUUGAGCUUGUAAAGCCAUCUGGUUGGGUUUCCAUAUCUCUCUCUGGAGCCGAUCCAAGGGAAACAUUUGUGAAUACAUUCAUGUUGCAAAUAGCCAUGUUGUCAAAUCACCUCAACGGGAGAGAUACUCAUAUCCGCCAGAUCAAAGUUUAUGGCCCUAGACCGAAUCCUAUUCCCCGCCAACCAUUUCAGUUUACUUCAAUGGAGUUUAUCACUUAUUCUAAUUUGAGAUGAGAGCUUUGGGCAAGAGAAGUUUGAAGAACAUGGACUGUUGAAGAUAAUUGCUAUUUCAUCCCGGGAAGACUCUACUGUCACAUUAGGUUUUGAAGCUCAGAAUAUUAUAUGUUGUGUAAUGACCUCUAUUUAUAUAUUACAUUGGAUAUACCAACCACAAUAUCAUUAAGCUUAUUCUCACCAAGAGCCCCAUCAAAUUUUGGUCACAGUGAAUUAGGAGAGGCAGGUUUAAAGCAUAGUUCAAAGAACUACAACAAGCUACAUACAAAAAGCUUCGUCAUGCCUUGAUGAGUUAACUUUAGCCUUCACAAGCCGGUUUGGUGUCGAGGCUUGAAAAGCAGAGAGGAUAGCGACAGUCCAUGGUGAAAAUGUCCUUGCCGAUUUUGCCAAACUGUAAGAUAG
Molecule: messenger RNA, 1026 nt
Organism: Eruca vesicaria subsp. sativa (arugula)
Lineage: Eukaryota; Viridiplantae; Streptophyta; Magnoliopsida; Brassicales; Brassicaceae
Source: the annotation of a GenBank genome assembly